Molecule: messenger RNA, 1656 nt
Organism: Dermatophagoides pteronyssinus (European house dust mite)
Lineage: Eukaryota; Metazoa; Arthropoda; Arachnida; Sarcoptiformes; Pyroglyphidae
Biological process (GO): positive regulation of transcription by RNA polymerase II; brain development; neuron differentiation
Cellular component (GO): nucleus
Molecular function (GO): RNA polymerase II cis-regulatory region sequence-specific DNA binding; DNA-binding transcription activator activity, RNA polymerase II-specific
Source: RefSeq, a predicted model, not a curated record
UGAAAACUAUUAAUCAUCAUCAUCAUUUUCUCAUCAAAAAUCAAAUUAACUUGUAGUGAUUUCUUGGUUUUAUUUUUGAGAUCUUAAGAGAUCAGAAGUCAUCUUAUUAUUUUUUUUUUUGUUUCAAUUUUUCCACAUUUCAAAAAAAAAUAUAUCCGAAUGUUAAAUAAUCAACAUCUAGUUGGUUUAACCACAUUAUCACCAACAACAACAACAACAAUAUCACCACCAUUAUUAACAAUGACUAUGAAUACAACAAAUUUAUUGAAUAAUAAAAUGAAUGAUCAUCAUCAUCAUCAUGUUAAACGGCCAAUGAAUGCAUUUAUGGUAUGGUCACGUGGUCAACGACGUAAAAUGGCACAAGAACAUCCAAAAAUGCAUAAUUCCGAAAUAAGUAAACGUCUUGGUGCCGAUUGGAAACAAUUGUCUGAAACUGAAAAAAGGCCAUUCAUUGAUGAAGCGAAACGUCUACGAGCAUUACAUAUGAAAGAACAUCCUGAUUAUAAAUAUAGACCAAGACGUAAACCUAAACCAUCAUCAUCAACAACAACAACAACAAAUCAAUCAACAACAACAAAUAAUUCAACAACAACAACAAAUUUGAAAAAAGAUUUAAUUAAUCAGCAACAAUUAAUAUCACCAAAUUCAUUAUAUACACAUCAACAACAACAACAACAACAUCCGACAACAACAACAACAAUAAAUAAUCAUUCAUCAUAUAAUUUAUCAGCAUUUGAUCCAUUACGUGGUUUAACAACAGCAAAUGUAUUUACAAAUGGUCAUCAUCUUAAUCAUCAUGGACAUCAUAAUCCGCAUCACCAUCAUGGUCAGCAACAACAACAACAAAUUCAUAAUGCCCAUUUACAACAAAAUGGUUAUUUAAUUAAUGAUGAUCAUCCUCAUCUUCAUCAACAACAACAAGGCCAGGGAAGCAAUGAAUCGGAAAAAGCAGCUACAGCACGAACAUUUCCACUUGGUGUAUCAUCAUCAUCAUCAAUGUAUCAGGCACCAAUGAAUCAAAUGGCAAUGGCUGCAGCAGCAGCCGCUGCUGCUGCUGCUGCUGCUUCAUCAAAUAAAUUACCAUCAUUAAGUCCUGGAUUAAAACAAAAUCAAUCUACAAAUACAGCAAAUACAAAUAAUAAUGAUAUAUUUAAUAAUUUUUUUAAUAAUCAUCCAGCAUCAUCAUUUUAUAAUACAAAUUCAUUAUUAACAACAUUAUCGAAUGCUGCACAUGCAAAUUCAAAUUCAAAUAAUAAUCCAUAUAAUCAAAUGGUUACUAAUUAUGGUCUGACAAAUCCAUCAUCAUGUAUUACAACAUCAUCAUCAGCAACCGCAUCACCAUAUUCAACAUUAGCACAAACAAUGCAAACAUCGGCCGCAGCGGCUGCUGCAGCCGCUGCAGCAGCAUCAUUUAAUGAUUUUCGUAAUAAUCCAUUUGCAGCAGCAUAUCUGAUGAUGAAACCAGAAGAUCGUUUAUCAUCAUUAGCUAAAUUAUCACCACCAUCACAGUUAGUUUAACCUAACUGUGAUUAUCAUCCAUCAAUAUUCUUUCUCUCUCACCCUCUAUAUAAUUAUCUCUUCUUUUUUUUCUUUUAAAAAACCAUCAUCAUUCAAACACCAACCAACCAAACAUUAAUGACAAUUUUUAUUUGUUUU